Adineta steineri is the source of this 375-nucleotide messenger RNA. NCBI's taxonomy places the organism in Eukaryota, Metazoa, Rotifera, Eurotatoria, Adinetida, Adinetidae. The record is from the annotation of a GenBank genome assembly.
AUGUUUACUUGUGCUUGUGAAGCUUGCUAUGAACAUCGAUCACAAAUAAUUGGAUGUAUGAAAUUUUAUGGUACACCCUCAAGAAUUCAUUUAACAAGUACGGUUCAACAAAAUGAACAACAACAAAUAACAUCUACUCGAAUACAAAAUUUAAAAGUUGAUAAUACUUUGGUUCGCACAAAUAAUGAUGCAGCAUACGUCUACCAAUAUGGGAUCAUAUUUUAUGUUCGUCUAAUUUAUUUGUUUAUUGUUCCUGAUUUAUCGCGGAUUGUUUUCAUGGAAACAAGUAUCACACCACCAUCCUUACAACUAACGAAUAGUACUGGGCAAUUAGAUAUUCAUCCUUCAAGACAAAUAAAAUUAUUUCCAAGUUAA